This is a messenger RNA of Triticum dicoccoides, 2954 nucleotides long. RefSeq lists its product as uncharacterized. The coding region runs from base 321 to 1994 and encodes 557 amino acids. The transcript has 3 exons. NCBI's taxonomy places the organism in Eukaryota, Viridiplantae, Streptophyta, Magnoliopsida, Poales, Poaceae. The record is from RefSeq and is a predicted model, not a curated record.
CAGAGGGGAUCCGCGGCCUUCGGCAUCAGCCGCCCGCUCCUGCCGCUCCCCCUCCUUUCACCCGCUCCCCCCCUUCUGAUUGUCCGUCCCACCCUAUCAUUUUCUCAUCUUGCUGGCUCCUCUCGUCGUUAAAGGUGGACAAGAAACACGAAGCGCCGCCGCCGAGCUCCAAUCUGCCCUAGAUCUGAAGCACAGCUGGCUGCUGGUCGAUUGGCGAGCUGUACAGAGAGCGAAAGGCGGAGAUGUGAUAUACUGCUGCUGGAGAAAAAGCAUGCGGGUCUGUUGAACUCUCUCAGGGCUGAUUGGCAUCUGUAAGAACAAUGGCAUUUGCUGUAAGUUCUACAUCCAAAACCAUAGACAUGGAUAAGAUGGUCAAUUCCAUGUCAAGAGAAGUAAAUUCCUUCUGGUCAAUGCAAGAUCCACCUGACGCUGGUACCAAAACAAGUCCUAUCUAUAGAGUACCACAACACAUUCGUGAGAUUGAUCGUAUUGCCUAUGAACCAAUUGUUGCAUCUUUUGGCCCUUAUAACCAUGGAUCUCAACACCUUCAAGCCAUGGAGAAGAGCAAAUGGGAGCAUUUAGACAGGGUAUUGAAAAUAAACUGUGAAAGAACUUUGAAUGAACACAUAAAAGCAAUUGCUGGAGUGGAGAAACAAGCUAGGAAAUGUUACUCUGAGGUAAUAGAAAUGGAGAGGAAGCGGUUUGUACAGAUGCUUUUGCUGGAUGCAUGCUUUCUACUGAUGAAUAUUGACGAAAAUGCUGGCACCAGAGUAUCAAAUUCAAGAAUUUUGGAGCAAAGCUCCAACCAAAAGGCAGUAGAGGGAGGAAAUAUCAUAGGAGAAGCAGUCACAAAUUUAAAAGAGCCAGCCUGCGGAGUUGGAUGCAGUACAAAUAGGGACCAUGGAUAUGCCAUGGAGCUGGAAAUGAGCAUGUUGGAAGCGAAUCAAGAAGGGAGAAACAUUGGAGUGGAGGAUGUGAACCACAGGGCAAACAUGGAGAACAUUGACCCCUUUGAAAGUUGGUUGACUAGCUCUGCAUGGCAUGGCGUGUUAUUGUUAGAGAACCAAAUACCCUUUUUCGUUGUCGAGUGCGUGUACGGACUGGUUGCAGGUCAAGGUACAGUUGAAUCGCUUCGAAGCAAAACUGCUGAAUUUGUAGAGGACAUCAUUGGUCAUUAUCCAAAAGCUAUACAAGAAUUCAACAGGCCCAAACAUUUCCAUCAUUUGCUCCAUUUGUGUCACAUGUACUUCAGACCUAGUGAGAAAAUGGACGAAGUGCACCAGUAUCGUGUCCCCAUGAAAGGGUUUUUUCAUCGUCUUUUACAUCUUGGACACAAAUGCAUUCCAGCUUGCCAUACCCCUUUUGAUGUUGAGAAAAACUUAGAGCAGAUGGAUUGCUUUCAAGCUGGAAAACUUUGGAGUCCCUGGCGUCGAGCAGUAGAAUACCAUCGAGCAGGAGUUCAGUUUAAGAGAAGGAAGUGGGAUGGACAAAGUAGACAUUCUCUCCUCGAUAUAAGGUUCAUGAACGGGGUUAUAGAAGUACCUUGUGUGCCUAUUGACGAAACUACUGAGCCCCUUUUCAAGAACCUGAUAGCACUUGAGCAAACAGAGCCCAAGUUUGGCAAUGAUUUCAGUGCUUACGUCACGUUCAUGUCCCAGGUUAUAGCUACAACUGAUGAUGCCACAAUGUUUGUAAAGAGCGGCAUCAUCGUGCAUAUGAUGGAUAGUGAUGAAGAGGUGUCGGCUCUCUUCACUAGAAUCACUAAACAAGUCGUGUUCAGAUUUGAUGACAGGUACUACUUAAAGUAUCUGUGUCAGAUCCUGGAGGUUCAUUACCAGAGUCGCAUAAAUAGGUGGAUAGCUUGGUUGUGGCUCAAUCACUUUGUAAACCCUUGGUUGGGCUUGGCCACGGUUGCUGCUGCAGUGGUGCUGGUCUGCACCAUCGUCCAUACCAUAUAUACCGUAUUGGCCUAUGUGAAACCUCCUGAUGCAUGAGAUUCUCUUCAGAAUACACUAAGAUGACCUCAAGUGUUCCCGGGUGCACGGCGGCCAACUGCCAGACAGCUGCAUGGCGCCACCGCCGCCUCCACCGGACACCGCAAAAUAUUAGGAAUUGCAUUUACUGAGAUCUCAAGCUCCCAGCGUAUUUGAUGGCCUGAAUUAUGUGAGUUGGGAAGUGGAUACAUAUGGCCUGUGGUCAUUGUACUGCUAUAAAGCUUUUGCAUGUUCUUUCAACCAAAUUGAUAUAAAGCAUGAUAUAUUAGGUGGAAUUUAGACCUAUCUCUAGCAUAAGGUCCCGUGCAAGAUAUUCCAUUAUGACUGCCAAACACUUGCCGGGCUGACAACUCACAAUUAUGGAGUGCGGCCCAUUUUCUCCAGUAUGCUGGUGAGGUGGCCUAUUGCCCCCCUCUACAAGAUAUUACUACCUUCUUGGGAGAGUGCCAAACUCCCAUCAGAUUGGUGUUUGUGUAUAUAGCGGGCGCUAAGUUCAUUUCAUCUGGACACUCAACCAUUUCCCCUGUGAAAGCAAAACAUGGCAUCCACAGUGUUCCUGACCUUGGCCAUUGUUCUUGUUAUCUCCCACGGCCAUGUACUUCCCCUGAUGGGCCAGGAGACACCAACAGAUCUGAAGAACGCUGGAGCACUUGAUGCCACCUUUCUCACUGUGGCUGGGAAUGGUGCAGCUGCAGCCUCUGGCUUCACUGAGGAUAAGGGAUGGUUCUUUCAGCGUCCGCUAGCAAGGCCGACACCUCUUCCUCCUUCCUUAAAGCUGUGAAGUGACAUGCAGUCUGCUGCAAAUUAUCCUGCUAGAGUUUGUAUGUGCUCAUUGAAAUAAAGCAGAGUACGCAAGGCGAAUAAGUAGACCGCUACUGUCUACAAAUGGUUGUGUUCCCCGCUAUGAUAUCGUUAUAUGAUGUUUUCUGCCUGUACACGCGGAUGUGCAUGGGCAAAACA